Drosophila montana is the source of this 1618-nucleotide messenger RNA. RefSeq names its product Trapped in endoderm 1 (gene Tre1). NCBI's taxonomy places the organism in Eukaryota, Metazoa, Arthropoda, Insecta, Diptera, Drosophilidae. Gene Ontology annotation, cellular component: membrane. Gene Ontology annotation, molecular function: G protein-coupled receptor activity. The coding region runs from base 440 to 1558 and encodes 372 amino acids. Gene Ontology annotation, biological process: G protein-coupled receptor signaling pathway. The record is from RefSeq and is a predicted model, not a curated record. The transcript is spliced from 7 exons.
GUUGUUUCGCCGCUAGCUUCGGACGUGUAUUCUGCAUUUAUGCACUAAAUUUCAAAAUAAAUUCGUUUGUUCACAACAAGUGCCACCGAAUGUGACCGUUAUUUGUGUUUGUUAUUCAACAAGAGCAACCAUAGAUCUCCAGCACCGGGGAUUAUCAGUUUUGUGGGCAACAAACGGCGAACAAUGCCCGGUCCGCCUGCGUACAAACUUGUUACCAAUUUCGAAUAACACAGCAAAUCGUUAUUGUUUUUAUUUUUUUUUGGUUUUGUUAUUUAAGCCAGUGAAUGUGCAUAGUAAAUUAGCUAAACGUGUAGCCAAUGUGAUUAACCUGCGGCAUAGCAAAAUGCAAUUAAAUUAUAAAUAUAUUUAGUGGCGCACUCUGGAAAUCCUUCAAACUAAAUUCACAGCUGCCUAUUAACAAAAACAACAGCGCUGCGGCAUGGAUGCCCCCACGCAGUCUAUAUACCCGCAUUCCGUAGCUUCUUCCGCUGCCAUCUGUGCCUGCGUAUUUGUGACCAUCGGCGUAUUCGGCAACCUGAUAACGCUGCUGGCGCUGCUCAAGAGUCCAACGAUACGCGAACAUGCGACGACCGCCUUUGUCAUAUCUCUGAGCAUAUCGGAUCUACUUUUCUGCUCCUUCAGCCUGCCGCUGACAGCCGUGCGUUUCUUUCAGGAGAGCUGGACAUUCGGCAGCACGCUAUGCAAGAUCUUUCCCGUCAUCUUCUAUGGCAAUGUGGCCGUCUCCUUGCUCAGCAUGGUGGGCAUUACGCUCAAUAGGUACAUACUCAUCGCUUGCCACAGCAGAUACUCACAGAUCUAUAAGCCCAAGUUGAUCACGCUGCAGCUGGUGUUCGUUUGGGCCGUAUCCUUUCUACUGCUGCUGCCACCCAUACUGGGCAUAUGGGGCGAGAUGGGCCUGGACGAGGCCACCUUCUCGUGCACAAUACUCAAAAAGGAGGGUAAAUCGAUAAAGAAGACUUUGUUCCUGAUCGGCUUUCUGCUGCCCUGUCUGGUCAUUAUAAUAUCAUAUUCCUGCAUCUAUAUAACCGUGCUCCAUCAGAAGAAGAAGAUACGCAGUCACGAUAACUUUCAAAUUGGCGCCACAGCCGGCGCCAAAGCAGGAUCAGCGUCCGGCUCGUAUGUGACCACGACGAGCACGCGCAAGGCGCGCGAGGACAAUCGCCUCACUGUGAUGAUGGUCACCAUAUUCUUGUGCUUCCUCAUCUGUUUCCUGCCGCUGAUGCUGGCCAAUGUGGUGGACGAUGAGCGCAAUACCUCCUAUCCCUGGCUGCACAUCAUCGCCUCCGUGAUGGCCUGGGCCUCCAGCGUUAUCAAUCCGAUUAUCUAUGCGGCCAGCAAUCGCAACUACAGGGUGGCCUACUACAAGAUAUUCGCAUUGCUCAAGUUUUGGGGUGAGCCGCUGUCACCGAUGCCAAGUAGAAACUAUCACCAAAGCAAGAACUCAAAGGAAUUAUCGGGCGUUAUUCGCAGCACGCCAUUGUUUCAUGCUGUUCAGAAGAAUAGUAUUAACCAAAUGUGCCAAACAUAUUCAGUAUGAGUCUUUUGUAUUCGAAUUUGCAAUACGACAUUAACUACUUAUUAAAAUAUAUAUCCUUUU